Mytilinidion resinicola is the source of this 1434-nucleotide messenger RNA. RefSeq lists its product as uncharacterized. The transcript has a single exon. Lineage: Eukaryota; Fungi; Ascomycota; Dothideomycetes; Mytilinidiales; Mytilinidiaceae. The annotation marks the transcript as partial. The record is from RefSeq and is a predicted model, not a curated record.
GUCAACUCUCUACCCUCUACAUACCGCAACACGAAGGUACUCAGUCGGCACUCCGCUUGUGGGGGCCUUUGCGCCCGCUCUCCCAUCACUGUGAGGGUUCCUCUGCCAUCUCGGACUUCUCCAUAUACCAAUCUCCCACUGAAACAACGCUUUGAUACUAACCCCAACCUCCCCAGAUCCCUUGCUCCCAUGCAAUCCUCAUCCUGCCCAACCCCACGAAACCUCCUCCAGCUCCCAGAGGACCAAGCAGCCAUGCCCACCUCAACAGCCUGGGUAACCGUCUACCUGCCCGCCGCAACCAUCACCCUCACUCCCCUGCCCGCCGCCGCCGGGAUCCCACCCCACUGGGCCGCCACCCCCGCCUUCCCACCCGGCCUCAUCAUCUUCGCCCUCUUCUUCCUCGCCCUGCUCGGCAUCACAAUCAUCGGCUACACCCUCCAGAACCGCCCCACGCAACCCUCCCCACCACCCGCCUACCCGCUCUCCCCCCCUCAAACCCGACCCCCAGCAGCAGCAGCAGCCGACCCACGCUCCUCCAUCCCCCUCUCACCCUGGCACCAGCCCCCCUCUCGCCAGCCCAGCGAACGCGUGCGCAUGCGGCUGGCGCGCGAGCCGCAGUCCGUCCUCAUCUCGCUGCCGGGGGCCCGGGGGCUGGACUACCGCCGCCGCAGCGAGUGGGGCAGCAUCCACGACCACGGCGACGGGUACCGAGAUCGCCUGGACGACAGCGACGACGUCCCUGGGCGGCCGUCAGGCCCCACAGCGCAGCAUGCGCCGGGGAGCUCGGUGUACACGGACUACGACCGCUCGCGGCGGCCGUCGAGCGCGCCGAGCAUGCCGUCGCCCGUGCGGGGCGAUUUUCCCCACGUUGGGGAGGCCGCGAGGCCGGCGACCGAAGCGCGGCGCGCGGCGGCGGCGGGAGGAGGUGGUGAGCCGCGUGCGUAUAGGGGGUCUGUGGCGCCGACGUCGACGGUGCUGAGUACGCAUAAUCUGGGGUUUGGGAGUAUGCCGCGGGAUCGGUCGAGUCGGAUUAGCAUGCCGAGUGCGCCGGCGGAGAGCGAGUUUGAUACUGUGUUUACGGGGGAUCCGUAUUGAGGGGGUGGGUGGUGGUUGGGAGACAUUUGGAAUCUAGUUUAUUUUUGGUUCAUCUCUUUUUAUAUUUUCUCUCGUUCUCGGUGGAGCUUUUGAGGUAGAGGAUUGCUGGGGGAGUAUAUGACGGCUGGCGAUGAGCAUGAUACCCAAUUUCUGCUUUCUGGCGUUUGGAGACUCGGAUUGGCGCAUAGUUGGGAGAGAGCCGCUUGGGAAGCGUCAGAUAUUCGACACCACAAAUCCUGAUCUCAUCAUCACCCAUCUCACGUCACCACGAACAAACGAAAUAUACUCCAAGACCAAUUUAGAUUACCAUCAGAAAUUAACAAAGCCGGUGAAAUGGGU